Myotis daubentonii (Daubenton's bat) is the source of this 1122-nucleotide messenger RNA. It is a transcript of the gene IL1A, whose product is annotated as interleukin 1 alpha. Lineage: Eukaryota; Metazoa; Chordata; Mammalia; Chiroptera; Vespertilionidae. Gene Ontology annotation, cellular component: extracellular region. Gene Ontology annotation, molecular function: cytokine activity; interleukin-1 receptor binding. Gene Ontology annotation, biological process: positive regulation of gene expression; cytokine-mediated signaling pathway; cellular response to lipopolysaccharide. The record is from RefSeq and is a predicted model, not a curated record.
GGCCACGCCUACUCCACAGAAGACAAAGGCAAAGGCACGGGACUCAGACUAAGUCUCCAGCCAGAGAGGGAGUCACUGCACUGGUGCCUGCGUAGCUAAGAAGUCAAGAUGGCUCAGGUCCCUGACCUCUUUGAAGACCUGAAGAGCUGCUACAGUGAAAAUGAAGAAUACAGUUCCGAAAUUGACCAACUUUCUCUGACUCAGAAAUCCUUCUAUGAUGCAAGCUACGACCCACUUCCCAAGAACUGCAUGGGCCAAUUCCUGUCUCUGAGUACCUCUGAGACCUCUAAGACAUCCCAGCUUACCUACAAGGAGAGUGUGGUAGUGGUGGCGGCCAAUGGGAAGAUUCUGAAGAAGAGACGGUUGAGUUUCAAUCAGUUCAUUACCGAUGAUGACCUAGAAACCAUUGCCAAUGAUCCAGAAGAAGAAAUCCUCCAGCCCAAGUCAGUACCGUACAGCUUCCAGGGCAACGUGAAGUACCCCUUCAUGAGGGUCAUCAAAAGGCAUUUCAUCCUGAAUGACGACCUUCAUCAAAGUAUCAUUCGAGACACAUCGGGUCGCUUCCUCAUGGCUGCCGCGUUAAAUGAUAUGGACCAAGCAGUGAAAUUUGACAUGGGUGCUUAUAAAUCAGAUGACCUUAAGCGUCCCGUGACUCUGAGAAUCUCAGACACGCGACUGUUUCUGAGUGCGCAAAAUGAAGGCGAAUCCGUAUUGUUAAAGGAGUUGCCUGAGACACCCAAAACCAUCACAGAUGAGACCAACCUCCUCUUCUUCUGGGAAACUCAGGGCAAUAAGGACUACUUCGAGUCAGUUGCCCAUCCAAAGCUGUUUAUUGCCACAAAGCAAGAAUACCAGGUGCACAUGGCAAGUGGGCAUCCCUCUAUCAUUGACUUGCAGAUACUGGAAAACUACUCUUAACUCUGAAGUCUACUUACUUGUGAAAUGCUGACAGCCCAUAUGUACCGUGUACAUGAAGAAGUCAAAUCCUUUACUCUUAGUCACUUGCUGAGCAUGUGCUAAGCCUUUGUAAUUCUAAAUGAAUGUUUACUCUCUUUGCAAGAGAGGGAAUAAGGUCUAGUGAACCAACACUAAUAUAUGAUAUUGCUUGUUAUUUAAGGAACA